AUGUACAGUUUGAAUAGCAGCACUUCGUCGUCUACAGUUCUUACUCUCUUCGUUGUCAUUGGUUGUUUUGUUGCCUCAUCUCCUGAUGGCCAUAAUCCUCACCGCUUAAAUGAAGAGUCCAACAAGAAAUUUUCGAAGGAUCGUAGGCAACAACGUAUCGAAGAAACGGAAAAACUCGUUCUAAAAAAGCUCCUUAGUAAACCCAAAAGAAAGAUAGAUGAGUUUUGCAGUGAACUUGACGGGACCUGCUUUAUUAUUACCGAUAAGAUUCUAAGAUAUGGCAAUAUGCCAUUCGCGUACAGGGAUAUGGGGUGGAAAUGGCCGGAAAAUGUCCUGUCACUAUCGCGAACGAGGCUUCAACCUUAUUCACCUCUCAACUGGAAGAAUUUUAACUCUAGGACGUGGGGUAUUAGGAAGGACGAUGUUCUAUUGACUUAUGCUCGACUUAUGAUUGCUGGAGCAUUUCUGAGUGGAGGACUAGAGCUCAAUACCACAAGAAAACAGGAUGUACUGAUCAUCGGGCUUGGAGGAGGAGUUAUCAACAAUUAUUUCUCACAAAUGGAAGAUCAAGUGCUGAACGUCACCGUUGUCGAAAUUGAUCCUGUGAUGAAGAAAGUAGCCAUAAAAUGGUUUGGAUUCGUGGAAUCGCCUUUGCAUAGAAUUGUUGUGGAUGAUGGAGUGAGAUACAUUCAUGAUGCUGCUAAAAGAGGAGAAAAGUAUGAUGCACUUAUCAUUGACGUAAGCUACAACAUGCCCUUACCCAUGAUCGCACCAAUAAAAGAGUUCUUGGAAGACGAUUUAAUUGUUUCUAUGAGAACAAUAACGACAGGCGGGGUCAUUGUAAACAUAGUCACUAGGCGAGGCCAUAGUCAAGAGGCCGGCAAGGCACUCUUUCGAUAUUCUCGUCAUUUUCCCUCGUGCUACUUUAUGAAUUAUCAGAAAAAUAAGAUGCUGUUCUGUUCAACCAAAGACAACAACCUAUACUCAAACAAUACAGAUGAAGUUUUUCGCGACAGCUUCAUGACUGUGGAUAAUGCUCUUGGAUUUCGGCUGUUUUCAAAAGUUUAUCCUUCUUUGGAUUGA
This is a messenger RNA of Cylicocyclus nassatus, 1083 nucleotides long. NCBI's taxonomy places the organism in Eukaryota, Metazoa, Nematoda, Chromadorea, Rhabditida, Strongylidae. The record is from the annotation of a GenBank genome assembly.